AUGACUCCGGAGCAAGGUACUAGGGAGUCGGUCGGGGGUAGCUCUCGCGACGAAGAGCGAGGCACCAGAAACCCGCGGCGAACGGCCAGCUCCGGCGGAUUUCUUGUCGAUUCGUUCAUACCACGAUCAAAGAGCCUCCGAACCAGCGGCCAGCACCAUAAUCUCUCAGAAACCGAUCACCGGCGCAAGCGCGGAACACCGGAAGCCGAAUCUGCUCCCAAGAAACGAUCUCGGUUCCGUUGGAGUCGCCAUCGAGAGUCUACGAAAGAGUCGGAUGAUGUCGGCCAAAAUGCGGUAGAGAAUAAGGAGGAGGACACUGGCUCUUGCCAUUUUGCUGAAGAUGCCACGGUCCCAGAAUCUCAGAGCCGGAUUGUUUCCAACCAUACGGCGGGCAACAUGGAGAGUCAUGAUGACCAAGGUGCUUUAGGCUUGGAUAAAGACUCUCUACAAAUUGUCAACCUCGCUUUAAACUUAAGUGAGUCGAGGAGAAAGGGAAAUGUUGGCUAUAAUGCUUCAAGUCAGGUACCCGGGGGUACAUGGGCGCCAUCAGGCGACGGUCGUUCUUCUGCUGCAGGGAGCAUUCCGAGCCACGGCUCAUACGCCAGUCACAGCGCAAGCAAAUCUCUAGGCGAUGAUCGAGUGAAGCUCACCAGAUCUCAAGCAUCCACGGCAACGAACGAUGUGAUGAAAUCACUUCCCGGAUCCGCAACAUCCUCCUCCGCGCCGCAAGGGUUCUCGGCGGGGACAUUGGCGCGAGCUGCAAAUACUCGGCGGUAUUUUGAGCUGCGCCAUGAGUAUUUACGCCUACUUCCUUCUCUCCCGCCUCUCAGCCUACACGAAGAUCAUUCUACAGCCGACCCCUCACAGAGUGCGCAAAAACCAUCACAUCGUGUUUAUAAUCCACUCCAGGCAAUCCGCAAUCGUAAGGUCAGGUUUCGUGAGCGUUGUCCCAUUGAUCCUGAGGCAGACGGAUGGAACGACAUCGACAAAGUUCACAGUUGGGUUAAUUCAGUUGAGGCUCAAUACAGUCACCAGACGCGGACUCACCUUGAGUGUCUCAAACUUCCACCUUUCCAGGGGGGCCAUGUUGACGCACCUUCGAAUCAAGAUGUGGACGGUGUCGAUGAUUUUGCCGCCUCGCCACCAUCCAGUCUCCGGCGCAUAAGCCGUACAGGCAGCCUUAAGACUCGUAGGCCCAGAUCUGACUGGAUAAUAUUCCCCGAUGAACUUUUUGCCGAUGCAGCCUGGGUCGAAGAUGCGCCAAACAAGAGCAAAUUGACGGAUAAGGAUGGGAACACACUCUACCCAGAUCCAUCUUCUUUGAUUGUGAAUGACUUCAAUCAAGAGCAGGCGCAGGGGAAAAGCUCAGCUAGUACCGGACGACCCUCGUCCCAUACUUCUCACUCCGAUGCACGCCAACGGUUGUCGGUUGACAUGAAAGAUGCUGGUCGUGGAAGGCAACCACGCAGGUUCAGGGUUUCGCAGCGCAUAGGCCGAAGCAGCAGUCCAUCUGGGGAGGACCUAGGCUCCAAAAAGCGCAAACUCAGAAUUCGGCCGCGGAGCUCCUCAGGCUCUAGCGUAGACGUGAAGCCAUACCGUAAUUCAUUCCUGAACCAUGCAAGAUCUCCUGGAAGAUCUGUAUCGCCUUUGGGACGACAAGGGCAGACGUGGAAUGAGAAAAGGGGCUCGUUGUCGUCCGGUCCAAGCGCAGACGAUCGCUAUGAUCCUCUAUCAUUGGCGAAAAUAGAAGGCCACAUGUCUAAUGCAGACAUGGAUGUUGGGUAUUUCCCUGGCAUUGCAUCUAAUUUAUCUCCUCCAUCAAGUCGUUCCCCCUCUCCCGCCAAGCGAGGCUUCUCGCGAGCAGUUGGGUCUCGAAGAGGCCAGGGCCGAAAUAGCCCCAACAGUAAAGGUGCUGAUGACGACAGCUCUGUUGACUUUGAUGGCGUACGCCAGGACAGCAUGCCGUUUACGGAGCCUUCCGCUCAGAUUGAUGUCGAACCCCCGCCUCUUCCCACCAAGGCCUCGACAUACCAUGUAGAUGGCCGGAGGCCCAACCAUCAUGAACGGAAAGACUCUGCUCCACAUGAAUCCAAGUUGCGUGGGAUAUUCAAAGGGCCCGGGAAGAUUGCGGGCAAAGUCGGCAAUGAGGUUUCAAAAAUGGGAGAUUUCAUCCUGAAAAAGGAUGGCGGAGGGCAUUCACGCCAGUCCUCCUUUGUGAUGUCCGACGACAGCGAGUCUUCUUCUUCUUCUGAUGAUGAUGAUGAUGAAGUGAAGGGUGAGAAACACGGCAUUCCUAGGGCUAUAUUACGCCGCCUGCCCGCGUUUUCUGACGAUCUUGGUCGGUCAACACCAAGAAACUCGGAUAAAUCUCUCGCAAAGAAUCAUUCGCAAAACCCGCCGACGAUUGUCGAACCCCGGCAACUUUACGAAGAUAAUGAGGCUGGCCCAACUAGUCUCCCCAGCUCUCAAGGCCGACUUUGGGACCUUCAACGGGAUGCAGGCAAUUCAGUGGGCAAACAUUCAGGGAGACGCGGUCAUCGCUUCAUGCAGUUUGGGCCGGAAAUUCACACUAUACGUGAAGAGAUUAAAAAGGGUCGAAUCAAGGACAACUCUGUUCCAUACAGCCUUGUUCGUCCUCCCAUCACCGGUCUAGCACAGGCCCAGCCGACCCCAACCUCGUCUCCGCAUGAAUUACGGCCGACACUUCCUGGUCAGUCAAGGAGCUGGAGCAUAUCCGAUCGCAGUGUCUCGGUCUCGAUCGAAUCCGGCGUACCCGGGAAACAAGAGGUUGAACGUACUCGAGCUCUUCUCCUUUCGUCGGGUAUAAAAGCUCGAGAGAUUGUUCGCCGAGCCGAUAAUGCGCGCAGCCCUCCACCUGAGUUUCUUCAACGCUCAUUCAGCUCGGACACGUCGAUACCCACUGUUCCGCGAAUCCAUGAGCAUCAAUUAGCAAGCCAAAGACUUCUCAAACGGAUUGAAACGUCCCACAAAUCCUUUGAGGGCUCAAUCGAGCGCCUGCCAAAGGACGCGUUCUCACCCUUGAAGUCUCAACUUUCCACUCUCGAGGACUUGGUUAACAAGUCGCUCAACAAUCGUGUUCGUGCCGCGACCGAGGAAGCUGAAAACCUCAGUUUGCAUCUCAACACUACCAGCACGCUUGCUGUGAAACAGUUGAGUGACACACUCGAACACGGUCUCCGCAAGCGGCACCGUCGACUACGCUGGCUGCGACGCACGGGGUUCGUGAUGCUUGAAUGGGCUUUGAUCGGGCUAUUGUGGUGGGUGUGGUUGAUUGUCGUGGCGUUUAAACUUUUCCGGAAGCUCCUUUACGGCAUGGCUUCAGGGGUGAGAUGGGUAUUAUGGCUGUGA
This is a messenger RNA of Aspergillus puulaauensis, 3369 nucleotides long. RefSeq lists its product as uncharacterized. The record is from RefSeq and is a predicted model, not a curated record. Bases 1 to 3369 code for a protein of 1122 amino acids. The transcript has a single exon. Lineage: Eukaryota; Fungi; Ascomycota; Eurotiomycetes; Eurotiales; Aspergillaceae.